Molecule: messenger RNA, 2536 nt
Organism: Phycodurus eques (leafy seadragon)
Lineage: Eukaryota; Metazoa; Chordata; Actinopteri; Syngnathiformes; Syngnathidae
Gene: tars1
Product: threonyl-tRNA synthetase 1
Exons: 19
Coding region: 87-2264 (725 amino acids)
Biological process (GO): threonyl-tRNA aminoacylation
Cellular component (GO): cytoplasm
Molecular function (GO): threonine-tRNA ligase activity; ATP binding
Source: RefSeq, a predicted model, not a curated record
CAUCUGUCACCGCCGGUCAUUGUGUCAGUUUGGAGCUCGCUAACUCGUCAACAAGUCGCUCGAAGUGGGGCAGCUUGUCACUUUUUAUGGCCGAACAGACUGUCGUGGUGGUGAAAAUGAGCGAACUCAACAUGGGCGAAGGUCAAAAGGGAGGAGCAGUGAGUGGUAAAGAUGGCGGAAAGAAGAAGGUGAAAAAUAAUGCUGGCGAUGCUGGAGGCAGAGCUGAGCUUUCACCAGCACCGAAAUACAUCGACAAGCGCCUGACGUUGUACGCAAAGCUCAAAGCUGAGCACGAUGCCCUCAUGGCAGAGAGAGCUGCCAAGGAAAGUCGAGCCAUUAAAGUCACCUUACCUGAUGGCAAGGUAGUGGACGCAGAGUCUUGGAAGACCACGCCCUACCAGUUGGCUUGUGGAAUCAGUCAAGGCCUGGCUGACAACACAGUGAUUGCCAAGGUGAACAAAGACGUGUGGGAUCUGGACCGGCCUUUGGAGGACGACUGCAGCCUCGAGUUGCUCAAGUUUGACGAUGACGAAGCUCAAGCUGUAUACUGGCACUCCAGUGCUCACAUCCUGGGUGAAGCCAUGGAGAGAGUGUACGGCGGUUGCCUCUGCUACGGUCCGCCCAUUGAGAACGGCUUCUACUAUGACAUGUUCCUCGACAGCAAUGAAGGGGUGUCGAGCAAUGAUUUCCCCUGUCUGGAGGGAUUGUGCAAGAAAAUAAUCAAGGAGAAGCAGCCAUUUGAGAGGCUGGAGAUCACAAAGGAAACACUGCUUGAGAUGUUCAAGUACAACAAAUUCAAGUGCCGUAUAUUGAACGAGAAGGUUACCACUCCCACCACAACAGUUUAUAGGUGUGGCCCUUUAAUUGAUCUGUGUCGGGGUCCACACGUGAGACACACAGGAAAAAUCAAGGCACUUAAGAUCCACAAGAACUCCUCCACAUACUGGGAGGGAAAGGCAGACAUGGAGACCCUGCAGAGGAUUUAUGGAAUCUCCUUCCCAGACCCUAAAAUGCUGAAAGAAUGGGAGAAGUUUCAGGAAGAGGCCAAGAACAGAGAUCACCGCAAACUGGGCCGGGAGCAGGACCUGUUCUUCUUCCAUGACUUGAGUCCAGGGAGCUGCUUCUUUCUGCCUAAAGGUGCCUUCAUCUACAACACCCUGAUUGAGUUCAUCAGAAGUGAGUACAGGAAAAGGGGUUUCCAGGAGGUGGUGACGCCCAACAUCUACAACAGCAAACUAUGGCAGACCUCCGGUCACUGGCAGCACUACAGCGACAACAUGUUCUCCUUCGAGGUGGAGAAGGAAAUAUUCGCCCUCAAACCUAUGAACUGCCCUGGCCACUGUCUGAUGUUCGAUCACCGGCCACGAUCCUGGAGAGAGCUGCCCCUUCGCAUGGCCGACUUUGGCGUCCUGCACCGGAACGAACUGUCGGGAGCCCUCACUGGCCUCACCCGCGUCCGCCGCUUCCAGCAGGACGACGCACACAUCUUCUGCUCCAUGGAUCAGAUAGAAGACGAGAUUAAGGGCUGCCUGGACUUCCUACGCACUGUGUACGACGUGUUCGGCUUCACUUUCAAGCUAAACCUCUCCACCAGACCUGAGAAAUUCCUGGGAGAGCCUGCCGUCUGGGACCAAGCAGAAAAGCAACUGGAGAACAGCUUGAAUGACUUUGGAGAGAAAUGGGUUCUCAACCCGGGUGACGGAGCUUUCUAUGGGCCAAAGAUCGACAUCCAGAUCAAGGAUGCCAUCGGCCGAUACCAUCAGUGUGCCACCAUCCAACUGGACUUUCAGCUACCCAUCUGCUUCAAUCUCUCCUUUGUCAGCCAUGAUGGAGAUGACAAGAAGAGACCAGUGAUCAUCCACAGAGCCAUCCUGGGAUCAGUAGAGCGGAUGAUCGCCAUCUUGACCGAAAACUACGGAGGCAAAUGGCCGCUGUGGCUGUCACCUCGCCAAGUGAUGGUCGUACCUGUGGGACCAACCUGUGAAGACUACGCCCAAAAGGUUCAGCAAGACUUCCACAAAGCCGGCUUCAUGAGCGACGUGGAUCUGGAUCCCGGAUGCACUCUGAACAAGAAGAUCCGAAAUGCCCAGCUGGCACAGUACAACUUCAUCCUGGUGGUGGGAGAGAAGGAGAAGACAAGUAACAACGUGAAUGUGCGCACUCGGGAUAACAAAGUUCAUGGUGAGCGUGGCGUGGACGAGUGCAUCGAGCGUCUCAAAGAACUCAAAUCGUCCAAGAGUCGGAACGCCGAGGAGGACUUCUGAGCCUUUUCCCCAAAAACAAUUAACGGUAAAAGGGCCCUGACCUUUUUUUUUUUUUUUAUUUUAAAAAAAUUGGUAAACUGCGGUUUUUCAACGUAAAUUAUGUUGUUGACAUUAUGCCAUGUACUUCCAUCAUUUGACUGCAACUUGGUGCCUGGUCUCCUCGAUUACAACUGUAACAGUCUGGGUGAUCUCUUCAAUUAUGCUUUGUCUUCAUGUUUUCAGGGAAUUGUACAUGAAUUGCAAUUUUGUUAUUAAACAGUCUAUUAAUUUUG